UUGCAGCCUUAGGAGAAGGGGGGUAGGUGAGGAGGUCUUUAUACCAUGGCUCCUACAAAGCAGACUGCCUGCAAAUCCACUGGUGGUAAAGCAUCCAGGAAACUAUUGGCUACAAAAGCGACUCACAAGAGUGCGCCCUCUAUUGGAGGGGUGAAGAAACCUCAUCGUUACAGACCUGGUACUGUGGCUCUUCUGAAAUUAGACACUAUCAGAAGUCCACUGAACUUGAUUCGCAAACUGCCCUUCCAGCGUCUGGUGCGAGAGAUUGCUCAGGACUUCAAAACAGAUCUACACUUUCAAAGUGCAGCUAUUGGUGCUUUGCAGGAGGCAAGUGAGGCCUAUCUGGUUGGCCUUUUUGAAGAUACCAACCUGUGUGCUAUCCAUGCCAAACGUGUAACAAUUAUGCCAAAAGAUAUCCAGCUAGCACGCCGCAUACGUGGAGAGCGUGCUUAAGAGUCCACUAUGAUGGGAAAAAUUUCAUUCUCAAAAAAAAUUU
Messenger RNA from Jaculus jaculus (lesser Egyptian jerboa), 496 nucleotides. Its product is annotated as histone H3.3-like. The coding region runs from base 46 to 453 and encodes 135 amino acids. The transcript has a single exon. Gene Ontology annotation, molecular function: DNA binding; protein heterodimerization activity; structural constituent of chromatin. Gene Ontology annotation, cellular component: nucleosome. NCBI's taxonomy places the organism in Eukaryota, Metazoa, Chordata, Mammalia, Rodentia, Dipodidae. The record is from RefSeq and is a predicted model, not a curated record.